ACAGGUGGGCCUGGCGGCCGUGGGCGUGAAAAAAAGUCAGCGUCGGCUAGUGAUGGCGGAACGAGGCGGAGGUGGCGGAGGUGGUAGCGGCGGCCCUGGCCCUGGCGGCGGCGGCGAAGGAGAUGCUGGUGCAGCGGAGCGGUACAACAAUGAAAUCAGAAUGGCUCAACAACAAGCACUGAGAUUUCGUGGUCCGGCUCCUCCCCCAAACACUGUUAUGAGAGGCCCACCACCUCUUAUGCGUCCUCCACCACCAUUUGGUAUGAUGAGAGGCCCACCUCCACCACCUCGACCGCCUUUUGGACGUCCUCCAUUUGAUCCAAAUAUGCCACCGAUGCCACCACCUGGAGGAAUUCCUCCUCCUAUGGGACCUCCACAUUUACAGAGACCACCUUUUAUGCCGCCUCCUAUGCCACCCCCUCCUGGUAUGAUGUUUCCUCCAGGGAUGCCACCUGUGUCUGCUCCUGGAACACCAACUAUGCCACCUAGUGAAGAGAUAUGGGUAGAAAACAAAACUCCAGAUGGAAAGGUUUAUUAUUACAAUGCACGGACACGUGAGUCAGCAUGGACUAAACCUGAUGGAGUGAAAGUUAUUCAACAGUCUGAAUUAACCCCAAUUUUAGCUGCUCAGGCUCAAGCCCAGGCCCAGGCCCAGGCCCAGGCCCAGGCUCAGGCUCAGGCUGUAGGUGCGUCAACACCAACUACUAGUAGUCCUGCAUCAGCAGUAUCUCCAUCUACAUCAUCGAGUAGCUUGUCUUCUACAACAUCUACCACUACAACAGCAACUUCGGUUUCACAAACAGUUUCCACACCUACAACACAAGACCAGACCCCCAGCUCAGCUGUUUCAGUUGCCACACCUUCAGUCAGUGUUUCAACCUCUGCUCCUUCUGCUACACCUGUGCAGACUGUACCCCAGCCAGUCCCACAGACGCUGCCUCCUGCAGUUCCUCAUGCAGUUCCUCAGCCAACAGCAGCAAUACCUGCUUUUCCACCAGUUAUGGUACCUCCAUUUCGUGUUCCCCUUCCUGGCAUGCCUAUUCCACUUCCAGGUGUAGCAAUGAUGCAAAUAGUCAGCUGCCCGUAUGUAAAGACAGUCGCUACCACCAAGACCGGUGUCUUGCCAGGAAUGGCUCCUCCUAUUGUACCUAUGAUCCAUCCUCAGGUUGCUAUUGCCGCUUCACCUGCUGCAUUGGCUGGAGCAACAGCAGUCUCUGAAUGGACAGAGUACAAAACAGCUGAUGGGAAGACAUACUACUAUAAUAAUAGGACCUUAGAAUCAACAUGGGAGAAACCUCAAGAACUGAAAGAGAAAGAAAAAGUAGAAGAAAAGAUGAAAGAUAACAUUAAAGAACCUGUUGAAGAUCCUUUGCCUAUGGAAACAGAAGAGGAAGAACCCAAAAUUGAACCCAUCAAGGAACUUAUAAAGGAGGAGCCCAAAGAAGAAGAAAUGACUGAAGAAGAGAAAGCUGCUCAGAAAGCAAAACCUGUUGCUACUACACCUAUACCUGGUACUCCUUGGUGUGUGGUAUGGACAGGUGAUGAACGGGUUUUCUUUUAUAACCCUACCACUAGACUAUCAAUGUGGGAUCGACCAGAUGAUUUAAUAGGAAGAGCAGAUGUGGAUAAAAUUAUUCAGGAACCUCCCCAUAAAAAAGGAAUGGAUGAAGGAAAAAAACUGAUGAAAGAUGAGCAUGAAAUGUUAGAAGAAGCCAAUGAUGAUGAGCCUAUUAAAACAAAGAAGCGGAAGAAAGAAGAUAACAAAGACAUGGAUUCGGAAAAAGAGGCUGCCAUGGAGGCAGAAAUUAAAGCUGCUCGAGAAAGAGCCAUUGUACCUCUCGAGGCUCGAAUGAAACAGUUCAAAGACAUGCUCCUGGAAAGAGGGGUUUCUGCUUUUUCUACAUGGGAAAAAGAGCUGCACAAAAUUGUUUUUGAUCCCCGGUACCUCCUCCUUAACCCCAAGGAAAGGAAACAGGUAUUUGACCAGUAUGUAAAAACCAGGGCAGAAGAAGAACGCAAAGAAAAGAAAAAUAAAAUAAUGCAGGCCAAAGAAGAUUUCAAGAAAAUGAUGGAAGAAGCAAAGAUUAAUCCUAGAACUACUUUUAGUGAAUUUGCAGCCAAGCAUGCUAAAGAUUCACGUUUCAAAGCAAUUGAAAAAAUGAAAGACCGAGAGGCCUUGUUUAAUGAAUUUAUCACAGCAGCAAGAAAGAAAGAAAAAGAAGAUUCGAAGACCAGAGGAGAGAAGAUUAAAAUGGACUUCUUUGAACUGUUAUCUAAUCACCACUUGGAUAGUCAGUCUCGCUGGAGUAAAGUGAAGGACAAAGUAGAGACUGACCCUCGCUACAAAGCCGUGGAUAGCUCUUCGCAAAGGGAGGAUCUUUUUAAGCAAUAUAUUGAAAAAAUAGCCAAAAAUGUAGACUCUGAAAAAGAAAAAGAACUGGAAAGACAAGCACGAAUUGAGGCAAGCUUGCGUGAACGAGAGAGAGAAGUUCAAAAAGCUCGUUCAGAGCAGACAAAAGAGAUUGAUAGAGAACGAGAACAGCACAAACGGGAAGAGGCGAUCCAGAAUUUCAAAGCACUCUUAUCUGAUAUGGUACGAUCUUCAGAUGUGUCAUGGUCUGAUACGAGGAGGACACUCCGAAAAGAUCAUCGUUGGGAAUCUGGCUCCCUUUUGGAAAGAGAAGAGAAGGAAAAACUUUUUAAUGAACACAUUGAGGCACUUACAAAGAAGAAAAAAGAACAUUUCCGGCAACUUCUAGAUGAAACUUCAUCAAUUACCUUAACAUCAACAUGGAAAGAAGUAAAGAAGAUAAUUAAAGAAGAUCCGAGAUGCAUUAAAUUCUCUUCCAGUGACAGAAAAAAGCAAAGGGAGUUUGAAGAAUAUAUCAGAGACAAAUAUAUUACAGCCAAAGCUGAUUUCAGAACACUUUUGAAAGAGACCAAAUUUAUAACAUACAGAUCCAAAAAGUUAAUCCAGGAAUCUGACCAACACCUGAAAGAUAUAGAAAAGAUAUUACAGAAUGACAAACGUUAUCUGGUACUAGACUGUGUGCCAGAGGAAAGGCGAAAACUCAUCGUAUCCUAUGUUGAUGACUUAGAUCGCAGAGGUCCCCCUCCACCUCCUACAGCUUCAGAACCUACAAGGCGAACAACAAAAUAAUUAUAAAAUAUUCUUGAGCAAAAGAUUUAUGUUAAAUCAAGAAAAUUGCAUGAGCCAUCUGUCAGGUCUAAUCAUAUGCAUUACCAUGAACCUAUUGCAAAACCAUCCAGGAAGCAACAUUUAUGAACAUUAAGCAGUCUCUGUACAGAGAGAAUAUUUGCAUUAUUUAUGCUUUUUCUCUUUGUUGCAUGACUGACAAAUAUUCUAACCAUGCAACUAUUUCCAGUGAUUUUUCAAUCCUAGAACAAUACAAUAUCUAUGUACAAGGCUUGGAUAUUGGUAGCAUUUGGAAGUGUUCUUCCUGACAGUGUUACAUGUCAAAGCCAUGGGAAGAUUGACAUAUGACUUGAAGUUGAGAACUGUAAAAAUACCCCACAUGUCCUAACAGGAGAGCUAAGGUAAUGCACUCUGUGGAUUAAUCUAUUGAGUGCAGAAGACCAUAGAGAGAUAAUGCCCUUUGGUGAACCUAGAAAGAUAGGGCCUAAUCUUUUACUCGUGUGAUUUUUCCUGCAUAAAUCAGGACUAACUUCAUUAAUGUCCAAUCCAGCAUGAGAGGAAAAUAAAAGUGCAACCACCAAAUUAUAUAAACACAAUUUGAUCUAGUUAACAAACCUGCCUUGAGGGCUGCUCUCUCUCCUGUCCACCUUUCCCUUCCUCCACCCCCCAUCCCUGGUUAGGCACAAUCAAGUGGCUUUGCCUGGUAGUUUGGUAAUGUUUUGCUUUGAAAUGAAAAUACAGGGGUAAAAAAGUUGCCAGGACAGCAUGGUUGUACAAAAACAUUUUUAUUUACUAUUAAAAUGUCUUCUUAUCUGCUUUGGAUUAGCAUAUGGAUUUUUUUUUCUGGUUAUUUCUUGUAAACUAUGUUUCUGUUUUGAAUGUUAAACUUGUGUUUCUAUAGUUUAAUUUUGAAAUGUUGGGAUUGUUCAGUUUAUGUAUUUGAACGACAAUAAACCAACCCUUUUUAUAUAUGCAUUGUACAUAUUAGUAAUUGUGUGUUACAUUCUAAAGAUAUAAUUAUAUAAUCAUCUGAAAUUCCAUUAAAAAUGGAGGAAAUCAGUUAUAUUUGAAA
Ahaetulla prasina is the source of this 4229-nucleotide messenger RNA. It is a transcript of the gene TCERG1, whose product is annotated as transcription elongation regulator 1. Lineage: Eukaryota; Metazoa; Chordata; Lepidosauria; Squamata; Colubridae. The record is from RefSeq and is a predicted model, not a curated record. Gene Ontology annotation, molecular function: RNA polymerase binding; transcription coregulator activity. The transcript is spliced from 21 exons. The coding region runs from base 53 to 3160 and encodes 1035 amino acids. Gene Ontology annotation, cellular component: nucleus.